CUUGGCCAUGUGGUGGCUCCUGGCCGCCCUGUCCCAGCUGGACCCGGCGGCCGGCGCGAACUUGACCGUCGCGGUGGUGCUGCCGGAGCACAACACGACGUACCCCUGGGCCCGGCCCCGCGUGGGCCCCGCCAUCGACCUGGCCAUCCGGAAGAUUAACGCCCGGCCGGACCUCCUGCCGGGCUACACCGUGCGGCAGGUCUUCCGCACCAGCGAGGACCGCAACGGCAUCUGCUCCGACACCGUGGCUCCGGUGUCGGCCGUGGACCUGAAGAUGCUCUACAGCCCGGACGUCUUCCUCGGGCCCGGGUGUGCCUACACCGCCGCCCCCGUGGCCCGCUUCACUGGGCACUGGGGGCUGCCGCUGGUGACCGCCGCUGCGGAGGCUGUGGCCUUCAACGACAAGCAGGGGGAAUACGCCCUGACCACCCGCGCCGGGCCGAGCCACAGCAAGCUGGGCGGCUUCGGCGUCCAGCUCCACCAGCGCUUCAACUGGACCACUCAGGCGCUGCUGCUCUUCUGGGAUGAGGACAGGGACGAGCGCACAUGUUACUUCUCCCUCGAGGGUCUCUACGUGGCUCUGUUUACGUUCAACAACAUGACUAUCGAGGCCGUGCCCUUCUCCGAGACCAACUACACCGCCCUGAUCCAGAUCAUCAAGGAGAAGGGCCGAAUCAUCUACAUCUGCUGCGCCUCCAGCAUCUUCCGAGAGCUCAUGCUUCACGCGCACCGCGAGGGCCUCACGGCAGGCGACUACGUCUUCUUCUACAUCGACCUCUUUGGGGAGGUCUUGCAGAGCCCCCACUUGCCUGACCGCCAGCUCCCGUGGCAACGCCAGGACGAGAACGACCACGUGGCCCGUGAGGCGUACAAGGCGGUGAUGAUCGUCACCUACGCGGAGCCCACAAACCCCGAGUACCGGCCGUUCAUCCAGGAGAUCAAGCAAAUGGCUCAGGAACGGUACAACUUCACCAUGGGAGACGAUCUGAAGAACUACAUCUCUGCCUCUUUCCACGACGGCGUGAUGCUCUAUGCCUAUGCUGUGAAUGAGACACUGGAGGGGGGUGCCAUCGCCAAUGCCACGGUCGUCACCCGCCAGAUGCAGAAUCGCACUUUCUACGGAGUCACGGGGAUGCUGAAGAUUGACCACAAUGGAGACCGGGAAACCGACUACUCGCUGUGGGACAUGGACCCUGCAUCCGGGGAGUUUCAGAUUGUCGCCAAUUACAACGGGACCACCAAGAAGAUCAAAAUCGUCCCUGGAAAGGACAUUGACUGGCCAGGGAAUACCAUCCCAAGAGACGUGCCAUUCUGCGGCUUUGAGAACAGCAACCCGAUCUGCCAUAAAGCCUCCUUCUCCUUGCUGGAGAUCUUGUCUCUCGCAAUGACCUUGGUCCUGUCCAUCGUCAUCAUUGCAGCCUUCUUUGUGUACAGGAAAAUGAAGUUGGAAAAGGAGCUGGCAUCAGAGCUCUGGCGCAUCCGCUGGGAAGACGUGCAGUCGAGCAAUCUGGAGAAGAAUUUGCGCAGCAUGGGCAGCAAACUCACGCUCUCCCUGAGAGGAUCCAAUUAUGGAUCCCUGCUCACCACAGAGGGACAAUUCCAGGUUUAUGCCAAGACAGCGUAUUUCAAGGGCAACAUUGUGGCCAUGAAAUAUGUGAACAGGAAGCGCAUCGACCUGACACGCACCAUCCUCUUUGAGCUGAAACAUAUGCGAGAUGUUCAGAACAAGCACCUGACGCGUUUCAUCGGCGCCUGCAUCGAUCCCCCGAACAUAUGCAUCCUGACCGAGUACUGCACUCGUGGGAGCCUCCAGGAUAUCCUGGAGAAUGACAGCAUUACCCUGGACUGGAUGUUCCGCUAUUCGCUCACCAACGACAUUGUUAAGGGGAUGCUCUUCCUUCACAACAGCGUGAUCAGCUACCACGGCAACCUGAAGUCCUCCAACUGCGUGGUGGACAGCCGCUUUGUGCUGAAGAUCACGGACUACGGGCUGGAGACCUUCCGCCAGGCGCCCGAGACCGACGACUCGCACGCGCUCUUUGCCAAGAAACUGUGGACGGCCCCCGAGUUGCUCCGUGCAGAGACGGCCUCCUCCCCACUGGGCACCCAGAAAGGCGACGUCUACAGCUUCGGAAUCAUCCUGCAAGAAAUCGCUCUGCGCAACGGUGUCUUCUACAUGGAGGGAACGGACCUGAGCCCCAAGGAAAUCAUCGAGCGCGUGAAGAAUGGCGAGCAGCCGCCCUUCCGCCCCUCGGUCAACCUGCCGUCCAGCCUUGAGGAAGUGGUGCUCCUCAUGCAGCGCUGCUGGGCUGAAGACCCCCAGGAGCGCCCCGACUUCCAGCACAUCAAAGGCAUGCUGCGGAAGUUCAACAGGGAGAACAGCUGCAACCUCUUGGACACGCUGCUGUCGCGCAUGGAGCAGUACGCCAACAACCUGGAGGAGCUGGUGGAAGAGCGCACCCAAGCCUACCUGGAGGAGAAGCGCAAAGCGGAGGCCCUGCUCUACCAGAUCCUGCCCCACUCGGUGGCGGAGCAGCUGAAGCGAGGGGAGACGGUGCAGGCGGAGGCCUUCGACAGCGUCACCAUCUACUUCAGCGACAUCGUGGGCUUCACAGCGCUGUCGGCAGAGAGCACCCCCAUGCAGGUGGUGGCCCUGCUGAAUGACUUGUACACCUGCUUUGAUGCCAUCAUUGAUAACUUUGACGUCUACAAGGUGGAGACCAUCGGCGACGCGUACAUGGUGGUGUCCGGCCUGCCGGUUCGCAACGGCCGCCUGCAUGCCCGGGAAGUGUCCCGCAUGUCGCUGGCACUUCUCGAGGCCGUCCGGAACUUCAAGAUCCGCCACCGGCCUGAGCAGCAGCUGAAGCUGCGCAUUGGGAUCCACAGUGGUCCGGUCUGUGCCGGGGUUGUGGGCCUGAAGAUGCCGCGUUAUUGCCUCUUUGGGGACACGGUCAACACAGCCUCACGCAUGGAGUCCAACGGGGAAGCCCUGAAGAUCCACCUGUCCGCAGCCACCAAAUCCAUCCUGGAGGAGUUUGGGUGCUUUGACCUGGAACUCCGUGGGGAUGUGGACAUGAAGGGCAAAGGGAAACUCCGGACGUACUGGCUGCUGGGGGAACGAGUCAGCAGCACCCGGGGCUGAUGGGCUGCGGUGCUCCUACAGGACAUGAGGACACCCCAUCCUCUUGGUUUCCUAAGACUCCUCGUGGACCAAAGAGACUUGGCCGGGGGUCGGGGGGAUCCCGGACUGAGCCCCCAGGACCCCUAUGCCCUGGCCCUGUGUCUGCACUGUGGGCCUUUCGAGCGCGAGUCUCCCGCACCGUCUGGCCUGGGUCGCACCCUGAGCUCCAGAGACUGGGCAGGAUGCAGCUGGCCGGGGGCAAACGUAACGCCAGCUACUUUCUUCUGCGGCUCCUUGGUCUGUGUCACGCAGGCCCUGUUGUACACGACCAGCAGAAAACAUCGGCCACUUCGUGGUCAGAAGUUCGUAGCCCUGGCCCGAGAGAUGAUCACACAUGCCAUGGACCACCUUCUUGUCUCUCCAAAGGUUGAAUGUCAGAAACAUUUAGAAUGAACUUGGCAUCACGGUUAGGUCUGGGGUGGGACGGGGAGAGGAGAAAGCAUUGACUAGCACCUAAAUUGUCACUUGCACACGCCCUGAUCGUUUCAGGAAGCUUCAGCUUUUGUAAUAAAACGCAAACGUAUCGCCCUUUA
This is a messenger RNA of Varanus komodoensis (Komodo dragon), 3714 nucleotides long. It is a transcript of the gene NPR1, whose product is annotated as natriuretic peptide receptor 1. Gene Ontology annotation, biological process: receptor guanylyl cyclase signaling pathway; cGMP biosynthetic process; intracellular signal transduction. The coding region runs from base 8 to 3142 and encodes 1044 amino acids. NCBI's taxonomy places the organism in Eukaryota, Metazoa, Chordata, Lepidosauria, Squamata, Varanidae. The record is from RefSeq and is a predicted model, not a curated record. The transcript has 22 exons. Gene Ontology annotation, cellular component: membrane. Gene Ontology annotation, molecular function: protein kinase activity; ATP binding; guanylate cyclase activity.